AAGAAAUUAACAUGGAUAUGGCAGAUGAAAUAAUGAAAGAAUAUUUUGAUUUUGCAGCUUUUUAUAAUAGUCAAGAAGAAAGAAAUAUGAACUUACAAGAAUCUAUCACUACUAGUGAUAAAUAG
Molecule: messenger RNA, 125 nt
Organism: Dentiscutata erythropus
Lineage: Eukaryota; Fungi; Glomeromycota; Glomeromycetes; Diversisporales; Gigasporaceae
Source: the annotation of a GenBank genome assembly